CCGGGGUAUAAUGAUCCCUCGGGGUAAAAUGGUUCCUCCCAUUUUAAAGGUUUCCACUAACACCAUCUACCAACUUGACACAUAAUUACAAACUGAUUUACAGGCGCAUUGCCGGACAAAUGUAAUUUGUUAGUUCGAAUAACGUACAACGAAGGGAAGCAGCCAUUUUUGUUUUAGCAGUUGUUGAUGUAAGAAUGCCUCGCACUUAUCACCGCAAAAGUAAUCGCCAAAAUUGGAAUGCAGAACACAUGGACACUGCAUUACAAGAAGUAUUACAUAAUGGGAUGCCCUUUAAAACCGCAGCACGAAUAUUUGGGGUCCCUUUGAUGUCUCUGAAGCGUAGAGCUAAGAACAAGAAUGUGAUUGCGAAGGAUUCUAUUAAACACCUUGGCGGCAAGACUACAACGUUUACAAAUGAUCAAGAAAACGAGCUGAUACGUCACAUUCUUGAUUUAGAAAGCAGGAUGUAUGGUCUGACUACAACAGAUUUGCGGCGUUUGGCAUUUCAACUUGCAGAAAAAAAUCAUAUCCCUCACCACUUUUCGCGCGAAAAGCAGAUAGCAGGAUACGAUUGGCUAGCUGGAUUUACAAAAAGACAUCCUGAGAUUGCCUUGAGAAAUCCAGAAGCAACCUCUGCAGCUCGGGCAAGAGGUUUCAAUAAGCAAGUUGUAACGAAAUUUUUCGAAUUGUUGAAGAAUAUUAUUGAAAAACACAAUUUCCCUCCUCACAAGAUUUAUAACGUCGAUGAGACAUCGGUAUCAACUGUCCCCGGAAAAAAUUCAAAAAUUUUCGCAAAAAGGGGUCGAAAACAAGUAGCUCGUGUUACGUCUGCUGAGAGAGGAGUAUCGGCAACUGCAGUAAUUUGUACUUCGGCAGGGGGAGUUUUCGUGCCUCCCAUGUUUAUUUUUAGUAGAAAACGUAUGAAAUUAGAGUUAAUGGACGGCACUCCGCCAGGCAGUAUAUUUGGAUGCAACGAGAGUGGCUGGAUGAAGCUUGACAUGUUUGAACGGUGGUUUGAUCACUUUUUAAAUUUCACCAAACCUUCAAAAGAGGAGCCUGUGCUUUUGAUCUUAGACGGGCAUUUGUCCCACACCAAAAACUUAAAUGUGGUAACAAAGGCAAGGGAAAAUAGUGUUUGUAUUUUAUGCCUACCACCACAUACAACGCACAAACUCCAACCGUUGGAUGUUGGGGUAAUGUACCCGUUAAGUCGAUAUAUGGAUCAGUCUUUAGAGAAGUGGAUGAACAACAACCCAGGUCGAACAGUAACAGUGUUCCAAAUAGGAAAAAUUUUUUCAGAAGCAUAUCUGAAAGCUGCAAUGCCCAGUAAUGCAAUUAAUGCUUUCAAGAAGACAGGAAUAGUGCCCUACGACCCCGAUGUUUUUAUAGAUGCGGAUUUCGUUGCUGCAGAUGUUACUGAUCAACGCUACGAUGAAGUUGCUGAAAGAAGUUCUCCUAGUUCUGUUCUAAAUGAGGUGCCACAUAACUCUCCUGCCAGAGAAACAGUAAACCACGGUGACUCGUUGGAAAAAUCGCCUCUUCCAGGUCCAAGUAACCAAUUAGAUUCCCCUAUUCCAGAUGAGGUCAGAGAAAGUUCAUUCAUUAUGGCACCAACGGUCUGUCAUCCACUCCCUAAAAUAAAAGGAAAGCGACAAGUUCGCCAAAGAAAAUCAGUAGGUACGGUGUUGCUUACAAGCACGCCCUAUAAAAAUAUGCUUGAGGAAGAAAAACUGAAGAAAGAUGAGGCAGAAGAAAAGAAAAAACAAAAUAAAAAACCAAAGCUGGCUAACAAAGAAAAUGUUAAUCCCAAACAACGGACAAAGAAGAAAGAAAAGGUCAAUGAAAUAAGUAGCGACAGUGAUGCAUCCGAUGCUGAAUGCAUUUUUUGUUGUGAAACCUACACCAAUGCCAAGGAUGGAGAAGGAUGGAUUAAGUGCAGCAAAUGUUUAAGAUGGGCCCACGAUGCAUGUGCAGGGGUGGAAGAGGACGAAGACCAUUUCACGUGUGAUUUAUGCCAAUCAUGUACAAGUGUCAAGUACAAAAGGCAGUUAUUUUAAUUACGUUUACGUUUUUCCUUUUAAAUACUUUACAGAAUUUCAUGUUUUUUUUGUUUUACUUAAUGUAGUUGUGUUACUUUGUUUAAAAAAUAAAUAAAUAUAUAUAUAUAGAGGGGGGAUCAUUUUUACCCAUG
Molecule: messenger RNA, 2191 nt
Organism: Photinus pyralis (common eastern firefly)
Lineage: Eukaryota; Metazoa; Arthropoda; Insecta; Coleoptera; Lampyridae
Exons: 2
Coding region: 195-2057 (620 amino acids)
Cellular component (GO): nucleus
Molecular function (GO): DNA binding
Source: RefSeq, a predicted model, not a curated record